UCAUGCUGCUGCCAGGUCCAGAGUGUCUCAUGGGUCCCUGUACGGCCUCCCAUUGCUGCUGUCUCCAUCGCCACACUCUGCCAUGUGCCACUUUCAGGUCUCCUCACACUGCUGGUGUGUUCCAUUUUUUGUCAUAGGGUGCUGGCAGAUUACGGGCCUCCCAUUGCUGCUGCCAGGCCCGUAAUCUGCCAUGGGCCCCUGUACCGCCUCCUCAUGCUGCUGCCAGGUCCAGAGUCUCUCAUGGGUCCCUGUACGGCCUCCCAUUGCUGCUGUCUCCAUCGCCACACUCUGCCAUGUGCCA
Messenger RNA from Staurois parvus, 301 nucleotides. The record is from the annotation of a GenBank genome assembly. NCBI's taxonomy places the organism in Eukaryota, Metazoa, Chordata, Amphibia, Anura, Ranidae.